AUGCCUUCCUACAAGUUGACGUACUUCAACUUGACUAGCCUCGGCGAGCCGAUAAGAUUUCUGUUGCACCAAAGCGGCAUCGAGUUCGAAGAUAAGAGGGUUGAAUUUGAAGAAUGGCCGGAACUAAAAGCUCAGAUGCCAAUGGGCCAACUACCAGUUCUGGAAAUCGACGACAAGGUUUUGUACCAGUCGAAGGCAAUUUGCCGUUUCAUCGCCAAGCAAAAUAAUCUCUACGGUGCCGACGAGUACGAAGCUUUCCAAAUCGACGCCACUAUCGACACCAUAGACGAUCUGAGACACGCAGUCACGAUAUACUACUGGGAACAGGAUCCAGGUUUCAAAGCGAAACUCAAAGAAGCCGCCUUACAGAAACUUCCCGUGUAUCUUGACAAGUUCAAUGAACAGGUCAAGAAGAACGGCGGACAUUUUGUCGGCGGAAAGACCAUUUCGUGUCGUCAAUUCGAGUCGAACUUCAGCGUCGACGUAGCAAUAAAUCACAUAGGCGCAGGACCAGCGCAGCGAAUUUCGCAGCAACCCGAAAUUCGGCAUUCUAGGGAAGAUUUACUGUACACAUAA
Megalopta genalis is the source of this 576-nucleotide messenger RNA. The record is from RefSeq and is a predicted model, not a curated record. NCBI's taxonomy places the organism in Eukaryota, Metazoa, Arthropoda, Insecta, Hymenoptera, Halictidae.